AUGGCAGUGCCCUGGGAGGAAUAUUUUCAACUGGCCUUGCAAGAGAAACUGCCUAUAUCCCCAGAGCAGACUGAGGUCCACUUCCCACCGGUGCUGCAUCUCCUGGAAAGGAGGCAAGAGCUAAUGGAUGCAGAUCGGAACCUGCGGGCCCAGAAGGAGGUGUUCCAGACCAUGAUGGUGGCCCGGAAACAGCGGUGGGAACAGCUGGAACAGAAGGAGCAGGAGCUAACGGGGUCCUUUGUCCGCUUUGACAAGUUCUUGCAGGACGCCGAGGCCCGGCGCAGCCGCGCGCUGCAGAGGGCGGCGGAGGAGCGGCACCGGGCGGGCCGCCAGGAGGCCCAGGCGAAGCGGCUUCAGGCCCAGCUCGAGGAGCUGCAGGGGGAGCGCGCGCGGCUGCAGCGCCGGCUGGAAGGCCUGGAGCCCUGCGCGCGCCUGCUGGGGCAAGCGCUGGAGCAGCUGCCUGAGUUCCAGGAGGUCCCCGAGCUGGUGGCGCGCUUCGACGGCCUGGCCAACACGCAGGUGGCGCUGAGGCUCUCGGAGCGCCGGCGGCUCAUGGAGCUGGAGGAGGCCGGCGCGCAGCUGCAUCGGCUGCGGGAUGCCUGGCAGGAGGAGCUGCUUCAGCUGGGCCAGCAGCGAGCGCAGCUGGUGGAGCGCCUGGAGGCGGCGCGGGAGCGCACGCUGCACGCGGAAUCCAAGUGGAUUCAGAUUCAGAACACAGCAGCUGAGAAGACGCUGCUCCUGGGAAGCGCUAGGAUGGCAGCUCUCAACCUGUUCCAGCUAGUGUGCCAGCAUCAGAGACAGCCACCUGCCCUGGACAUCGAGGACACUGAGGGCCAGCUGGAGCAGGUGAAGCUGUUCAUCCUGGAGCGCUCCGCCAUACUGGCCAGCCUUCGUUACGAGGCCUGAGCCAGGUAAGCAGUGGGAAAGGGGGCCCCCUCAAGGGGUCUGGCCGCUGGACAAGUGUGCAUUUC
This is a messenger RNA of Manis pentadactyla (Chinese pangolin), 971 nucleotides long. It is a transcript of the gene CFAP73, whose product is annotated as cilia and flagella associated protein 73. The coding region runs from base 1 to 906 and encodes 301 amino acids. NCBI's taxonomy places the organism in Eukaryota, Metazoa, Chordata, Mammalia, Pholidota, Manidae. Gene Ontology annotation, biological process: spermatid development. The record is from RefSeq and is a predicted model, not a curated record. The transcript is spliced from 7 exons.